AUGGGAGAGGGCCCAUUUGCCUUCGCCACCAGUGAGUUCCCCGAGUUGGUCACCACAGAGAGCGCCGCCCCAACCGAUAUUCGCCCCCUCUCUGGAGUGUCAGUUCGGCGCUGGCACCUUUCCCAGAUCGGUGCCCCGCAGCCCAGCGAGACAAUGAUGCCGCACGCCGCCCGCAAGGAGACGGUCAUACUCUGGCGGUCGUACAUCGCCCAGCGGGAGCGGGAAGUGCCUGACUGGCUGAAGAAGUGGCUGGCCUUCUACGGCCCGUACGGUCUUCGCUUGUUGACUGAGACCCAGUUCGAGGCCGUCACCAGUCUCAGUCUCGAGCGCCUGCAUGAAGUCUUCAGAGCUGCAAUGCAUGGGCAGUGUUCUGGAGGAGCUGGUCUGGGUACACAUCAGCAGCGGCAGGGCGCUUCUGGAUUUUUGGGACCAGACAGUCGCCGGGAGGAUCAGUAA
Messenger RNA from Thermochaetoides thermophila DSM 1495, 456 nucleotides. RefSeq lists its product as uncharacterized. Bases 1 to 456 code for a protein of 151 amino acids. Lineage: Eukaryota; Fungi; Ascomycota; Sordariomycetes; Sordariales; Chaetomiaceae. The record is from RefSeq and is a predicted model, not a curated record. The transcript has a single exon.